AUGUUAGAUGAAAUUCAUAGACAAGAACGUGAAGAGAUGGAAAACAAGCUUGAAGCAAAAGACAAAAGCAUUCAGAAAAGAAUACCACGUUCGGUACCAAAAGGAAAGGAAAAGAACUAUAAGUAUAUGAUUUAUACUGAAGAGUUGGAGAAUGAAGAAGACAGAGAUAUGGUUAUGUUGCAUUUAGUCAGAAGAAACAACAAAAGCUUUUACGACCUUGCUAAGAUUUACAAAUCUGACAGAAAUUGGUUCUAUCGCGAAAACUUACCGAUUUCAAUGACACCGAAUGAAGAUGUGAAACAAAUAGUUCAAGAUACGUUACCUCAAACACACUAUGAUAUUAAAGGUUGUACAAUACUUACAUUCAAAGAAGAUUUGCCGCUACUGAAAGAAAAAAUAACAGAGUAUUUUGACAACUUCAAACAAGCAGAGUAA
This is a messenger RNA of Trichomonas vaginalis G3, 435 nucleotides long. RefSeq lists its product as uncharacterized. The transcript has a single exon. Lineage: Eukaryota; Parabasalia; Trichomonadida; Trichomonadidae. The record is from RefSeq and is a predicted model, not a curated record. Bases 1 to 435 code for a protein of 144 amino acids.